UUUUUCCCUGGCCAUCGCCGGCCCAUUUUUCAUAAAGAACUGCCCCCUCCUGACUGCUGCUGUGUGCGUUUAUGAUACGUAACUUAUACAACACAUGCUGGCCACGAACCCAGAACCGGAAUGGCCGGGGCGUUUAUUUCCUGGAUGCGAUGCCCCCCGUGGUUAGCCAAUCCCGCCCGUCUCCCUUUCCUCCCAACCAGCAGCAGCAUAUCUCAACCUCUAUCUCCCCCUUGCCCCAAGUCGGUUUUAUGGACUAGUAAUUAACAGUAUGGUGGCUCUUCCUUGGGACGCAUGGGUUGUGCUCGGAAUCUGGAGAACCAUUAACCGAAUUCCGUGUGGUCCUGGGACUGCAUCGCAUUUAGUUAGGGUUGGAUUUAAAAAAAAAAAAAAGAUCAGGCGUUGUCUUCUAGGAUAAACACCGACUAUCGUCUCCUGGUCUCCUUUCGGGUAGAUUCUCAAGCAGACUAACCAUAGAUUGUAUUAGUACACCCGUCAUAUGUGCAGUGGAUUUAUACAGCCUCUAAGUCAAUCCGGAGAAUAACUGCAAGUAUCAGUUAUCUGUGGCCCAGUCAACAAUCAACAAUUGCUGUUUGGUAUAGCCCCCAUCUCCAGCAACGCUGAAAGUGGCAGGAACCGGCAAUGCGGAGAAUGAGGACCUGCAGCUUCUGAGAAACACCAAUAGUUGCUGGCUUGCGACUUGCGGUUCUUGAGACCAGGGAGUGAGUUACAAGCCCCGCGAACCUCUGCCCAAGUGGCCGACCCGUGGCCUGCGCCGCAAGUCAGUUACUCCGCUUUGCUUUUUAUUUCAUUGAGCAGCAUCCUUCAGGCGAUGCAGAUGGCAUGUCAAACCGUACCUGGGCGAUGAGGGGAGGAACAGAUUCCUAAUCUCUUUGAUGGCCUCCACGUGCUCCCUCCUGUCCUUCCCUCAUUCCUGACUUCAUUGUCACCAACUGAUAUCGUCAACUUUCUCUCAUGUAUCAGCCAAUGCGGCACUAGGCGAUAGCUUCAAACCAAUGCUCGGUAUCUAGACAUUCAAGCCGACUUCUUGGCCACUAAAAACAUCCAGGAUAGUUGUGAUUGGGCCUAGGAUUCAGGCGUUCUUGUAUGUAUAUGUAGUUGGGAAGCAAGUAAUAGCUGUGCGGUACACACCUAGGUACCUCGUUGUCUUUUACCCAACACCUCCGGUGGGCAACCCCUACAUCACCCAUGCUGCCGGAGCCGAAUUAGACGUUUGCCACUUCUUUCAAUCCUGGAGAUGUCAUCGAGGAUCUUUUUGGGGGCUGAUUUCUCUGUCCGUGUGUGGCCCUAAUCCUGGAUGGCGGCCGGAGAGGGCUGGCGCUUAGGUGCAGACACUCCAAAACAACCACCAUGUCGCCGUUCAUCAUUCUCAGGUGGCACAGUUUAUGUCUAGUGGGACCUUCAUUGUCCAAAGGGCCGUGUAUGAGCCCAUCUUGGAUCGCCCCAUACUGCUCAAACUCUUGCGAAGUACUCCGUAUCAACUCUGCAAUUAACCUGUCGUUUUCGGGCUUUUGGGAGAUCUGAUGCGCAACACCCGAAAGCCCUGACCACCUUUCCUUUUGCAGGGGGAGAGGGGGGGGGGGAGGGGAGGUCUGAAUAAUGUUAUAAUAAUAUAUACCAUCUUUGACUAUAAAAAACUGUCCCUCUCCGUUCGUCCUGGACAAUUUUAUUUUGCUGCAUCUUGAAAUUGCUUUAUUCAAUACAAUUUCAUAUCUUUGCCGCAGUUUUUUACUUGCUCUUACAUUUUACUCGCUCCCUCCUUGCCUACUUUGAAAGAAAGUGAGGAUCAAGCUAUAGUUGCCGGCGCUCCCCACCCGCAUCGGUAAUCCAAUGGCGUCCGAAGGGCAUUCCCCAUGCGAAGAAUAUUCUACUGGUGAAGAGCAUCCUACUGGAAUUGCUCCCGCUUGGAGCGAGCUAUCCUACCAGAACCGAGUCCAAGAUAUCAACGGGUAUAUGGAAUCAGAAUGGGUUUCUCCUCACUCGAACUUUCAAGCCUCUGCGAAUCCAUUUGCCACUACAGCGCAUACAAAUGGGUCCAUGCCGACGCCAAUUAGUCUUUGCGGUACACCUUUUCUUGAGCCAAGAGAGAGCCCGUCACAAAGCCAUCAAGAUCUCCAAUAUCGUGAUAUUGUGGAUUCCCCAACACAUGGACUCGGAAUCAGUGGACCGACUACCUCAAACUAUGUGCAACCUGGUAUCUUCACUUAUGACCAUCCACAUCGCGACACACUGGAUAGUCAUUUUUCACCGGAAUCACAGGGGGGAGGCUUCGGAUUAAGACCCCUCAACGGCACCACGCAACCUAGCACUCUUGUUACGCAACCCAAUUCUGCAAAAUGCCAUGUGAACAUUGCUCCGAACCCUGCUGGACUUCUUAAAAUCCAGCGCGACAGAAAAAGAAGCCAAGGUGUGGAAGUCUCACAGCGCCGCCGAUCCCGGUCGGCACGAAGAAAUUCGGGGCAAAGGUCGAGGCCAUCACAAAUGGAUCGCGAAAACGAACUUGUUCGAUUAUUAAGAACAGAGCGGAAUUUAUCUUGGAGAGAAAUAGUGAAGAUAGUAAACGCUCAAUUUGGAACAAACUAUUCAGCGUCUUGUCUUCAGAUGCGAAUGACGCGUAUGAAGCAUCGAGCCAUGCAAUGGCCCGAGGAAGAUGUGAGUCCUAGCACUUCAACGAGCAUAUGAAUUCUGGGAAAUGGAAAAGUUUGAGAUCAUAUCACAGAAGGUUCGUUGCUCACUAUGAAAAUAGUUAUUCUUUAUUUUAUGUUCCAUUCCCCCAGUCUUUUCAUGUUUCCUCUCUCCCUUUCUUUUCCCUUACUUAUUUUUCUUUUUCAUUUCAUUUAUUGCAGAUGCAAGAAUUCGGAGCAGGAGUUUUCUCAGCGUCUCAAUGCGAAUUGAAGUGGCACCAGCUUAAAGGAGGUACUCAUCCCAUAGAAGAAAAUCCAGAGGCUUCCGAAAGCCCACCUCGACGCCGUCAAAGUAGAUCACGAUGAUAUUUUUCAGCGAGACAAUGCUGUAUAUUAAUCCUUCGCUGUCCAAUUUCCGAUUUACGCGCCUCAAGAUACCCCUAAGAUAUGUAACUUUACUUUCCUUAACAAACGAAUUUGGCUGUGGUGAUUUUUCUUUUUCUUUUCUUUUUUUUACCCCCCAGCUUCCUCGUUCACUGGUUUUACUUCCAACCAUUAUUGUUAUCAUAUUUAUCUUCUCAAGCAUCGGACUUGACAAAGGUAGCGGGCCCAACCACCCGCCCAGAACAACUGUUACUCAUCUAUGUUAGAGUUUAAUCCCUGUAGUGUGGCAUUCUGAUUAUUUUCCUCAUUUUCAUUCCGGCUUCUUUUGCAUUUUUGACUAAACUAUGGGGGUGUGUAUAAAUCCCCAACCUUUGGCCCAAAUUUUCGCUGGUCGCAAUUUUAUUCUUUGAAUUAUUUUUCUUUCUGUUUAUUUUAUUUUAUUUUAUUUUAUUUUAUUUUAGUUCUAUCCCCCUUUAUUUAUUUUCUGCGAAUAUUUCACUCCAGCAUAUCUUCGCGAACAAUUCUGCCGGUAGACAGCUUGUUAUUCUUCUUAAUAUUCAUCUUUGGCCUAACGCUAGCGAACAAGGAGUUGUGGUACCCCUACCCGUCUAUCGCUAGAAGAAACAAAUGCAUUUCUUUGUCUCUCCUUUUUGUUCCAUCUUAGUUGCAGCCUUAUUGUUGCCUCGAUGAUUCGCAUGUUGUAAAUUUUUAAUUUCUAAUCACUUGUCUUAUUUUUUUUCUCCUACUUUGCAAACAUCACCUUUUAUAGAUCCUGCAUUCGAGCGAAGUAUUAGAAACAGAAAAGCAAUAAACAACUAAUAUAAAAAUUUCCC
This is a messenger RNA of Blastomyces gilchristii SLH14081, 3859 nucleotides long. RefSeq lists its product as uncharacterized. Lineage: Eukaryota; Fungi; Ascomycota; Eurotiomycetes; Onygenales; Ajellomycetaceae. The coding region runs from base 1849 to 2700 and encodes 283 amino acids. The transcript is spliced from 3 exons. The record is from RefSeq and is a predicted model, not a curated record.